Orbicella faveolata is the source of this 1069-nucleotide messenger RNA. Its product is annotated as palmitoyltransferase ZDHHC3-like. The record is from RefSeq and is a predicted model, not a curated record. Lineage: Eukaryota; Metazoa; Cnidaria; Anthozoa; Scleractinia; Merulinidae. Gene Ontology annotation, molecular function: palmitoyltransferase activity.
UCUAACAGCUGCAUAAUAUAAUAUGGCGACCGGCGCAAGCCCUCUAAGAGAUAUUGCACUUCCGCGAAUUUAGCCGCGAUCAUGGGCCGAAAAUCGAACUGUUGUGGACUCUCGUGGUUCGUCAACGAUGGAGUUGGCAUUGGAUGUGCGGUUUUCACGUAUUUACUCAUAGCUUAUGCUGAGUUUGUAGUAGUUUUUGUGAUGUUAUUACCAGAGGUGGUGACUGCAACUGGUUUUGCCUGGUUCCACGCCGUCUUUUUCACUCUUUUAGCGUGUCUGGCUCUUGUUGCUCACAGUCGGGCAAUGUGUAGCGAUCCAGGAACUAUUCCCCUGGGAAACUGUACAUCAGAAAAUUUGAAGAAGCUACAGUUAAAGGAAGGAGAAGUAGUUUUGAGAUGCACAAGAUGUGAAUGUAUUAAGAUCGAUAGAGCCCAUCAUUGCAGCACAUGUCAGAGGUGUAUUAGGAAAAUGGAUCACCACUGUCCAUGGAUAAAUAAUUGUGUUGGUGAAGACAACCAGAAAUUCUUUGUUUUAUUCACACUCUACAUUUUUGCGAUAUCAGUGUAUGCCUUGGGUUUAACAGUUAGACAAAUCCUGAUUUGUACUGAUAAAGAAUGGAACGCAGAUUGUACCUUUAUACCAGUGGCCUCUGCCAUUUUAUUGAUGAUUUUUCUAGUGUUUGAGGGAUUGCUGUUUGGAAUUUUCACGCUUGUUAUGUUCUGUACGCAAGUCACGUCUAUAGUGAAGGACGAAACGGUAAGUUCACUCUCAAAAGGAAAAGUAGGUAUGAUCGUACAGACAUGUUUUUUUCAUGUAAUACUGCACUGCAUUGUACAUUUUCCAUGCUUUUCUGAUUUUGAGUAGCUAGCUUUCUUUGGUGGAAAAGGGCUUUUAUGGAUGGAGAUACAUGUACUGUUGAGCUGAAGAGGAAUUCGUGUGUUACGAGUCUCGUAAACCGCUAACUUUGUCCGUAUUUUCAAAAGAGGAAGCUUAAGUCAGCAAGCAGAAUGGCGACUUUGGCCACACAUGCCCGGGAAAGACUCCCUUACAAAAACAUAGCGGGUGCUCG